AUGACCAUAGAGCUGAAUACACCAGACAAUGUUUCCCUGCGAGCAGGUCCUCCAACAAGGGAAGAGCUGCUCGCGCACUAUCCAGCCAAGUUCACAUGGCACCAGCUCAAGACCUUCGUGAAUUCCGGGGAUCUCGGGCUGCUAAAGCGUAACAAAGCGCUACAAAAGAGAUAUAACGCAUGGUCUCCAGGGAUUGUAAAAGAGCACGGCUCAUUGGAGAACUACCUUAUCAACCACCGUCUUCAAUGGGGAAAGCCAGAUACCCUUUCCAUCUUACCCUCAGCACUCGAUAGCGAUACCAUACUUAAGAACGUAUCCAUAUCAUCAUCCGAAUCUAAUCGGCCCCUCCUACCGCUUCCCCCAGACGCGCCCGAAUAUUUCAAAGCUGAUAUUCCAUUCGAUUCAGAAUUUAUCAGUAUCAUUCAGAACGACUGGCCUUACGCUGUCCCUAUCGAGAUCGAACACACGCUCAUCUGGUCACGAGUACCUAUCUUCCAUCCAGAUCUCAUUCCGGCGGAAAUAAAUGCACGGAUUCAACAAGAUGGGCUGUGUGGGUUUACAGGCAACGACGAGCCUCCACCCUCACCAUCCACCCUACCGGAAUGUCUGCCUGCCCUGGCGGAAUGGGGAAUCACGAUGGUGAAUUUAGUGCGCAGCCCCAGGGGCAGUCCAGAGAUUCAAGAGAUGGUGAGGAAUGCUGGAAGAGAAAUAGAUGGUUUUGUGAAACGAAGGUGGAUGGAAGGCGAGUGGGAGACUGCAUGGUUUGUCAAUCCCCCAAGGCUACAGAGCAUUCGUGGACUAGCGCAUAUCCAUGUGUUCGCAAAGAAGAAGGAAAUUUUAUAG
Suillus bovinus is the source of this 843-nucleotide messenger RNA. RefSeq lists its product as uncharacterized. Bases 1 to 843 code for a protein of 280 amino acids. The transcript has 4 exons. Gene Ontology annotation, biological process: N-acetylglucosamine metabolic process. Lineage: Eukaryota; Fungi; Basidiomycota; Agaricomycetes; Boletales; Suillaceae. Gene Ontology annotation, cellular component: cytoplasm. The record is from RefSeq and is a predicted model, not a curated record.